AUGUCCCGCACAAACCACGCGGCCUGUAGAGGAUCGCUGCCACUGAAAGGCAGGAAAGUUUUGACGCAAGUUGAUCUGUGGUUCGAUUCGCGUCCCGUUCAAUCGGUCGCCGUCCCGCCCACGCGCCGUCCGGUCGUGACGUUAAAGAUAACGUUCAUCCAUGCUGUGAAUAAAGCGAGAGCAAUGCUUCGGAUGUCGCAGCUGCUCGAUUGCAGUAUUCCUAUCUGGCCUACACAACUCGGGCGGUACACCGAAAUGGCACGGUCACCGGAUUCUCUACAGCGCAACUAUGACAUCGACGUGAUGCAGAUCGAAUUGCCUCAGUCCGAGAUGCGCGGGGGUUGGACCGAGCUGGUUCACCCGUCAGGAGCCGUAUACAACUACAAUGCGGGAAUGGGACUCGAACUGGAGGCUCAAUUUUGGAAACAUGCCGAAUAUUUUCCUCACGAAAUCACAAUACCCCUCUCCGAAGUAAGAGCUUUGCGAAUUCAGCUGAACUGGUAUCGCGUAGAAGCAUUGGCCAUUGAACAGUCAACAGCGGCUUCAAUAUUCUGGACUCUGGACCAGAUGAAGGAAAUGACCGAUGAGCUGAUCAUUGCUGGCACGUACCUUUAUCUUCACCGUUCAACCCACAUUAAUAUUAUCAAAUUGAUGACUGACACAGAGGAACUUGCAGAACCUGAUGGGACCAUGAAGGGACCAGGUGUUGCAAUAUGUGGUGCGCAAAAUAUUGCAUAUGCUCCGUACGAUCCCGUUUUCUCAUACCAUACGUCAUUGAAUCAAGCGAUCAAAACAGGUCAUCACGAAUACCUGAACCAUUAUGGCCAACCCGAAGCUCGCCUGAUACGAAUGCACUCACUGGCCGAAAAACGCAGAGACCUCGAAGAUUCUCCCUUGAUCGCUGGCGCUGCAGCCGCCAUGCUUUGGAUUCCAUUGAUGAUGCUUAGACGCCUUAAAACGAUUUACGUUGAUGGUCUCGUGAAUGUGGUGGACAUAAGGAGUUUUACUGACAAUUUCAGUGCCCAGGCUAAAGCUCAAACCACCGUGGCAAGUGUCAUCAUGGCCGUCAACGCCAGCAUCCUUGCUGUCCCAGGUUUGGGCACGCAACUUACCACGAAAACGAUGUGCUCUAUCUCCUUCGUUCUCAGUUUCUACUGUAUUAUCGGGUGCGCAAUAGCACAACACUUUGGUCACAGGUUAAGAUCCCUUGACUUUGCGGUGUAUUAUCUACAGGAGAAGAUGGCCAGUCUUGCUAUCAUCGCAAGUAUACCGAGUUUUUUGUACCUGACGAGUUUGGGAUUUUCCAUCCUCGGAUUUCUGGCAGGUGUAUUUACUGCUGAAUUCGGACUAUCUUUGUCUGCAAGGAUUGGAUGCGUGCUGGCGCUCGUUGUUGGAGCGGGCCUCAUACUUCCGUUGACGAUAGCCAGUUUCGGUCCUGGCCUGAUUCGGUGA
This is a messenger RNA of Suillus clintonianus, 1452 nucleotides long. RefSeq lists its product as uncharacterized. The transcript is spliced from 13 exons. The coding region runs from base 1 to 1452 and encodes 483 amino acids. The record is from RefSeq and is a predicted model, not a curated record. Lineage: Eukaryota; Fungi; Basidiomycota; Agaricomycetes; Boletales; Suillaceae.